Molecule: messenger RNA, 1020 nt
Organism: Penaeus monodon (black tiger shrimp)
Lineage: Eukaryota; Metazoa; Arthropoda; Malacostraca; Decapoda; Penaeidae
Product: zinc finger protein 385D-like
Cellular component (GO): nucleus
Molecular function (GO): nucleic acid binding; zinc ion binding
Source: RefSeq, a predicted model, not a curated record
UUUCACAGAAAUGGAGUAGCUGAGUAAUCGUCUGACUGCCCCCCCCCCCCACCAACACCACUGAGACAUCGCACUCCAUUUCGACAGAAAACUAGGCAUCCUAUCAAGGGGGAAGGUUGGGAUGUUCAUAUCCCCAUAAUGAUGAUUAUCUAGGUUGGAAAUGUUAUCGGUGGGUAGAGAAGCAGAAAGGGCUAGUAGCAGUACGAAAGGUUUCAUACACGAUUGUAAAGAUAAGCAUCUUUGGUAAUAUCCGAAUCCAAUACUGUAUGUCUUAACUUCAAAUAGUAUCAGUUUUUAGUCUUUAUGAAAGGUACAGUACAUAUAGGUAAACAACUUGAGCUGAUCGCGACGCUAAUGUUCCAUAUGCAAACAGCAAAAUCGAUAUUCCUGGGAUAGUCAUCAUAGCUGUAUCAUAUCAGAAAAGGAAAAGCGUUGUAUUCGAGGUAUCAGAACAGUAAUAGUUUUACACUAUGAUAAAUGGCUGCCAAGUGACGGUAACUGUGAACUAACUGGAUGACAGGCAUCGUCGAAACAAAAGUCCAAGCGCCCACAAAAAAUAACCUCUGUUAUUUCCUGUGACAUUCAUUUUGAACGGAGGGAGGUGUCGCUGCAAAGCACGGCAAAGAAGUACAAGUUUCCACGUUGGGGUGAACACUCUUAUGGCGCUGGUGUUGAGCGACGUACUGGGUGUGGGGUUGCAGGUGCUGGAUUUUACUAUGAGCUAUAUGCCCACUUCUAUGCCAUAUGUGCCAUUCCCUGCACCGUCACCAACACAUCAGCCGUGCACGUAGAAUGAGCGUCAGCCCGCCCGCUGGUGGUAUUCCUUCUCCCAAUUCUGCACUUUUAGCCUCGGUGGAAAUGACUGAUGAUCCUGUCACCAAAGCCGUAAUGGAAAAUGUUUUAGGACGUUUGCCAACUAAAAAGCCCAGGACUACUGUAAAAUGUGAUGUCUGCAAUUUGGAAUUUGCUUCACAGACAGUUUUAGAUUCCCACGUGGCUGGCUACAAACACCAGCGUAAG